Salarias fasciatus (jewelled blenny) is the source of this 1141-nucleotide messenger RNA. NCBI's taxonomy places the organism in Eukaryota, Metazoa, Chordata, Actinopteri, Blenniiformes, Blenniidae. The record is from the annotation of a RefSeq genome assembly.
AUGGCUAACCUCCGAAAAUCCCACCCCCUACUUAAAAUUGCCAACGACGCGGUCGUAGACCUGCCAGCCCCCGCUAACAUCUCAAUUUGAUGAAACUUCGGCUCGCUUCUAGGACUAUGCUUAAUUGCCCAACUACUUACGGGCCUAUUUCUUGCAAUACACUACACUUCCGACAUUACAACAGCGUUCUCAUCAGUCGCCCACAUCUGCCGAGAUGUAAAUUACGGCUGACUAAUUCGAAAUAUGCACGCCAACGGCGCAUCAUUUUUCUUCAUCUGCAUCUACCUCCAUAUCGGCCGCGGGCUGUACUACGGCUCGUACCUUUACAAAGAGACCUGAAAUAUCGGUGUGAUCCUUCUCUUGCUUGUAAUGAUAACAGCCUUCGUCGGCUACGUCUUACCCUGAGGACAAAUGUCCUUCUGGGGCGCCACCGUUAUUACCAAUCUACUCUCAGCAUUUCCUUACAUUGGUGACACCCUAGUCCAAUGAAUCUGAGGCGGCUUCUCAAUCGACAACGCUACCCUAACCCGAUUCUUUGCCUUCCACUUUCUAUUUCCAUUCGUUAUUGCAGCCGUCACAAUAGUUCAUCUUAUUUUCCUUCACGAGACCGGCUCUAACAACCCCACAGGCCUAAACUCGGACGCAGACAAAAUCUCCUUCCACCCUUACUUCUCGUACAAAGACCUCUUAGGUUUUGCAGCCCUGCUGAUCGCGCUAGUCUCUCUUGCUCUAUUUUCACCCAAUUUGCUAGGCGACCCUGACAACUUUACCCCGGCUAACCCCUUAGUGACCCCUGCACAUAUUAAACCAGAGUGAUAUUUCCUGUUUGCUUACGCUAUCCUUCGUUCAAUUCCAAAUAAACUAGGAGGGGUACUGGCCUUGCUUUUCUCUAUUCUAGUAUUAAUGCUUGUUCCCAUCCUUCAUACGUCCAAACAACGAAGUCUAACAUUUCGUCCACUAACCCAGUUCCUAUUUUGAGUCCUUAUCGCGGACGUCCUUAUUUUGACCUGAAUCGGCGGAAUACCAGUAGAACACCCCUUUAUUAUUAUCGGCCAAGUCGCCUCUUUCCUCUACUUUUUUAUCUUCUUAAUCCUCAGCCCAGUUGCCGCACUUGUAGAAAAUAAAAUGCUCGAAUGACAAU